AUGACAGACAUUUUAGCUCAUGUUUUUAGGACCUUUAUGUCACAAACUGACCCGAGGAAGGAGCCCGACGUCCCUCCUCCUGCAGCCUGCAGCACACUGCUGGUCGGAGAGCGGAGCACCAGCCGCUCCCUGCUGCUGCUGGCGGCCGUGACAGCAGCCUCACAGAUGGACAUGAGAGUCAUGUUCUUCACCCAAACACAGAUUCAAAGCCUGCCAGUGUCUCUACAGAAAUGCUUUCCCAGCCUGAGCCCAGAAAGUCUAAAGAAAAUCAAGUUUUCCUAUCCUAGGACAUUGGAGGAGCUGCUCCAGCAGGUGGCCGGCCUUCACGAGUCCACCAACACGUCUCCCACACCUCCAUCACUGAUCAUAGUUGACAGGCUGGAGGGCUUCCUGUUUGCUCCUGCAGCCGACAGCCACAGUGGAUCUCACCCAGGAGAGCGGUCCUGCGCUGCACAUCUGUCUGCACUGUUGUGCGACACAGCUGCCUUUCUCACACAAGUCCUGCAGCAACGGGCAUCGAGCUCAGCCCCCUGCCGUGUCAUCGCUUCUUUUCAGCCAGAAAGGGACACUGGGAAAGACGGUGGGGGGCCGUCUGCCACGGAUCCUAUCCUUGAUGUCCUUGAUCGCUAUUUCAUGGUAAGAUGUACUCUGGACCAAGACAGAAGCUAUGAAGCUACAGCAGCUGGACUGCAGGAAAUGUGGCACAUUUACCUUUCUGGGACGGGCAUCAGAGAGGACUCUUGUACCAAAGACUGUGAGGACAAGCCAGGUGUAGCCCAAGAGUGGCAGCUAUUCAUUUUUCCUGAUGGCUUAAUGGAAUUUAAGUUGGUCUGAAAUUGACUUUAGAAAUGGGUGAUUAGUUGACAGCCAAUUUGUUCACUCUGAGUAGUUUUGUUGAGAGAAAUCUUCAUUCUCAGCAUCGCCAAGCUUUAAAUUUAAGCAGUUAGGCAUUUCAAGUGAAAAUAAGAUCUAGGACAGUGUGACAGGCUUUGGUCAUGGUUACACUUCAUUCUCUUGAAUGAAUGAAGUUGAGUAGAUCCUUUUUUUUAUGAACAAAAUAAUAUUUUCUGCCAUAUCAUUCCAUUAAGUUAGCAGAGCCUCUGCUUUAAGUUCAUGUGAUAAAACUUAAAUCUCUCACAAUACCUUGUUGCCUUAUCACUGAUACUGUAUAGCAUGUUGUAAUCUGCCGUUCACCCUUUCAGAUAUCAGUUAACAGGACCACGAUCAUUGUACAUGUAUGACAUUUAAUGAGUUUAAAUUUUAAAUGACAUAAAGUUACUCAAACAUAAGAAUAAAAUAUUACACUGACCAAAUGUACAUAGACCUUGAAGAAUGUGAUCAUCUUAAACUGAACAAUGGUUCCCUCCCAAAUGGGACCCCUUUAAAUCAAAGUGAAGUCUACUUGUGGCCAUUUAUCACAAGUUGUUUGUACCUUUUAAGUUUUAAACAGUUAAACCAAAAGGUGAUUUUUGUCCUUCUCAGAUUGUAGAUUGAAUUGAUUUAAAUAUUUUUAGAGACCUGAAGAAGUAAAACCAUAAAGUAACUAUUCAGUAUAAGUAAAAUUAUUUCACAAGAAGAAAUCCAAAAAAGACAGUUCUAAUAAACAUGUUUUGAAUGGUAUAUUAAUGUUGUUCUUUUUUUUCUUCUUUCUUAUACCCUUUAAUCAUCUUGUGACCCAUCAGGUUGGGAACCACUGGAGCAAUAUACAUGUGUGACAUGUGGCUGAUAUCACAUUUAGAGUAUUUCAUAAAUCUGAAAAAAUAUAGAAAAUGUCAAUUUUUAAAAAUAAACAAUGUCAUUAUCAAAAGAAAAUAUUCUUUUAAAUGUUUCUGAAAAUGAAAAACAUGGGAAAAACUCAUAAGUAAGCUACUAAUGAGGAAAUACACACUAAAAUAUUCAUCCUAAGAAGGAGAUAUCCACCAUUUGAGUGGAGAGAUAACAAAGAUAGCACAUUAAACAUCAGUUUCCCUUUUGUGUCUUACUCUGCCACAAUACAAAUUUUAAAAAUAUAAGUCAACAGUGUAAAUAAAUGUAAUUAUAAACUUCUAUUAUAAUGCACUUAAUCAUACUUAAGCCACAAAAGUAAACAUGAAAAAACAUAUGGAAAUGUUCAGUUUGAUUUCAGAACUGCAAUGACUAUAAAUGUCAAGGUUAAGACAUGCUCUGCUCUUGGGAUGGCAGUAGUGACUAAAAAUAACUUCAACAUGACGAGAAAGAGACUUAUUAACAGCUACAGUUACCUGAGAAUGAAUACUGCCUUAAAACCUUCCUGCACAGCCUACAGUAGAAGUAUUCUUAUUUCAUUUGUUCCAGGAUACUGUGUUUGGAAAAUGGCAACAACUUACCAGUUUGAAUGUUCUCUGAAACAACUGUGAUAAAACACAAAAUUCCUCAUAUUAUUAUUUACAAAUACAGUGAGUUUCUUCGGAUUUAGAAAUGACACUGACAUAAUGGCUGUGGGGUUCAAGUGAACACUUUGUGAUUUAAAUUUGAGGGUUUUUUUAAAAGUAUAUGGCUGGAA
Messenger RNA from Thunnus maccoyii (southern bluefin tuna), 2521 nucleotides. RefSeq names its product SWIM-type zinc finger 7 associated protein 1 (gene swsap1). Lineage: Eukaryota; Metazoa; Chordata; Actinopteri; Scombriformes; Scombridae. Gene Ontology annotation, molecular function: single-stranded DNA binding. The transcript has 2 exons. The record is from RefSeq and is a predicted model, not a curated record. Gene Ontology annotation, biological process: double-strand break repair via homologous recombination. The coding region runs from base 1 to 834 and encodes 277 amino acids. Gene Ontology annotation, cellular component: Shu complex.